Photinus pyralis (common eastern firefly) is the source of this 1809-nucleotide messenger RNA. RefSeq names its product EGF domain-specific O-linked N-acetylglucosamine transferase (gene Eogt). The record is from RefSeq and is a predicted model, not a curated record. Gene Ontology annotation, cellular component: endoplasmic reticulum lumen. NCBI's taxonomy places the organism in Eukaryota, Metazoa, Arthropoda, Insecta, Coleoptera, Lampyridae. The coding region runs from base 182 to 1723 and encodes 513 amino acids. Gene Ontology annotation, molecular function: protein N-acetylglucosaminyltransferase activity. The transcript is spliced from 4 exons.
CUAGCUUUGUAUUUACUAAUUAAGGUUAUGUAAUACCUACCUACAUAAGAUCUUUUUAUAACUUUUACUCUCUUCAGCAUGUACAAGGCCAGACACCUGUUCCUACUUUACACUAUCUCUAUUGAAAUAGAAGGGAAUGUUUAAUACUUAUUAAACAAUUAAACAACGUUACGUAUGAGCAAUGUUAUCCCAUCUACUGCUCUUAAUUUUCAGUGUAACCGGUUCAUCCGUGAAUUUCAACAGAAUUAAUUUACCGAAAGAGCAUUUGCCCUAUUACCUUUAUAACUUUCCGGAAAUAUUGACGCAAUGUCAGUCGGACCCGGAAUGCGCGUACUCGGAUUCGGCAAAGGACGUAUGUUGGGGGUACGAAUACAACUGUACCUGGGAUAAACAGUACUCCAUUCCGCAUUGUCCCGGCGAUCAUCGCGGGUGGGUUAAGACCAAAUACGAUCAGCAAAACACCUUUUAUACGCAGGCAGAUUUCGGAUACGUCAAACAACAGAUACGCGAGAUGAAAGUGCUCUGCGAGCCGUUGUUUCGGUACGACAGCUCGCUGGAGUGCUCGGAGCACAUGCGGUUCUGCAGAGGUCGUAAUAUUAUGAUGAAUUUUACCUCUCUGUUGAAUAGGGAUGAGCCGUUGCGGUAUAAGAUGGACGUCUUGGGGGAUGGAGAUGUUGGGGGCCACUGCUCAUUGCACAAAGAUAAGCUGUUAGCUGAAGCUGACCAUAUUAGUCCGCUGCAAAGUUGGGGACCAGAAUUGAGACACUUUAAGCAAUUGGAUGCACCAAUACAGGACAGUGCUUGUGAUGUUACCAUUGAAAAACCUACAUUUAUUAUGAAGAUUGAUGCAACAGUUAAUAUGUAUCACCAUUUCUGUGAUUUUUUAAAUCUAUACGCUUCUAUACAUGUUAACCUGACCCAUUGGGAGGCAUUUUCGACUGAUAUUCACGUUCUUAUAUGGGAAUCGUAUACAUACUACUCAUCUUUUGAGCUUGCAUGGCAAGCUUUCACCGAUCACCCCCUGUGGGAUUUAAAAACAUUUCGUGGUAAAACCGUAUGUUUCAAAAACGUCGUAUUCCCAUUGUUACCGAGAAUGAUCUUCGGGCUGUACUACAACACUCCGGUCAUUUACGGUUGUGAAAACAGCGGUCUGUUUCAUGCAUUUUCUCGACAUAUGCUACAUCGCUUGGGAAUAGAAUUCCACCCUCGACAGAACAAGAAAAUUCGGAUAACGCUUUUGUCUAGAGAUACAAAAUAUCGAAACAUACUAAAUGAAGAUGCACUUUUGGAGGCUCUGCAGGAGAAUGAAGAGUACGAGGUCCGACGAGUAGUCUACAACAAGCACGUUGAUUUUAAAACUCAAAUAGGUAUAACACAUAAUACCGACGUAUUCAUUGGAAUGCACGGAGCGGGGCUUACACACUUGUUAUUUUUACCUGAUUGGGCUGUUGUGUUUGAACUAUAUAAUUGUGAAGACGAAAAUUGUUACUUUGACCUUGCGAGAUUACGAGGGGUAAAGUACAUCACUUGGGAGGACAGCACUAAGCUCAUCCAAGAAGAUGAGGGCACUCAUCCAAGCGGAGGAGCGCAUGCAAAGUUCACAAAUUAUUCUUUCGAUCUGACCGAAUUUCUACGUCUGGUGACCGAAGCAGUUGAUCACGUUAAAGAGCACAAGAAAUUCCAGGACCUCAUGAAAACUAUUAACGUUCACAACGAACUGUAAAUGUGAUUUUAACAGUAUUAGUGAUAUUAUUUUUUUUACAAUUUUAUUUUAAUACUUUUCGCAAAUAAACCAUAAGAUACACCACA